CUUCGGCUGUGUCCCCCAGAAAUGUUGUCAGUGGCCGCCCUGCUCACGGUCACGCAGCUCGACGCCUCCGGCGUCGCCUACACGCCAGCCCUGAUGUGGGGUCCCGAGGGCCUCGGCUUCGGCCGAGGCGCAAAGCACCUGGACGCGGUGAGCGGCCAGGACCUGGAGGUCGCCGUCGCUGCGCUGCUGGGGCAGCCAGGCAACGAGGGCGCGCCGCUGCUCGCGUCUGAGCCGGCGCGCGGCGCACGGCUGCCUGAGGUGCAGCUGGUCUUUCUGCUCGAGGGGCUCGGCACGGAGGACGUCCGCCGCGAGGGCGGCCAGCUGCGCCACGUGCAGAGCCUGAUGGACAGCGCACCCGCGUCGCUGACUGCGCCCUUCACGACGCGCUCGCCCCGCCGGCCGAGCAUCUUCGAGAAGGCGCCGCGGCUGCGCCCAGAUGAGGUGGAGGCGCACCUGCGCGCCCACCCCGAGAUCCUGACCAACGGCGCCGCCGACCUGCUCCUCGUCGAGCACGCUGCGGCAGACCUGUCUGCGCACGACGAGGCGGUGCACCGCGUCUGCGGGCACGUGGCGGGCGCCACCUCGGGCAACUACGGCGCGCUCGUCACCGGCUCGAAGCUGCCUCUCGAGGCGCCCCGCCGCCGCCUCAGCUCGGGCGAGACGGGCGUCAAGCUGAUGAUUGAGCGCGACCUCCUGACGGGGCUGCUCGUCUUCGCGCUCCUCUUCACCAUCUUCAUCUCGGGCUUCUGCUGCCUCUUCUCGCUCCAGACGCCGCGCAAGUUCGAGGACGGCUCCAAGGCGCAGUGAGCCCGCCAGACGCCGCGCGUGCGUGCGCGCUGCGUCUGCUAUCCGGCGCCGCCCCCCCUCUACAUGCACGGCUCUCUGCGCGGCGAGCCAGGCAGCCAGCCGCACGCCCGCGCCCGCGCGCGUGAGGGCCAGAGACGCGCGGCGCGCGGGGCGCUCGCCGCGACUAGUACUACGGUAAAGGGUCCGGCCAGGGGUCCGGGAGACUCUCUGCACUCUCGGAGGGGGGAGCCGAGCCGCGAGAGCGUGCCGGGUCGCGGGUCCGGGUGGCCUCUCCAUCCCACUUUCCUGAGAGCGCAGAAUUUGUUUCCCCUGCCCGUUGCGCCGACGUUGAUGUGUUUUGUUGUGAUUACGAGCAGUCUAUCUCCUC
Molecule: messenger RNA, 1174 nt
Organism: Emiliania huxleyi CCMP1516
Lineage: Eukaryota; Haptophyta; Isochrysidales; Noelaerhabdaceae
Exons: 1
Coding region: 22-807 (261 amino acids)
Source: RefSeq, a predicted model, not a curated record